AAGAUGAUGUUCUUAAAAGCUAUAUUUAUUUUUUGGAGCUUUUUUAUUUGUUUUGCUUCGUGCAUGCCAAUCAAUUAUAAGAAUAAAAGCACAAUCCAUAUUGAAAGCAAAAGGGCAGAAAAAAAUGGUGGCAUAGACAGUCAAUAUGAGUCGGUUUUUCAAACUACAGAAGAAAGUAAAAAAUUACCCGCCAGCAUGAUUGAAACCACCAAAAUGUUACAUGAAUACGAAACAAUUUUGGAUCAAAGACAACCGUUUUUAACGGAACCUCCGAUUAUUUUGCAAGAGUUUUUUGUAUUAAAAGAUAGUCGAGACAUUGAAUCUAUGAAAAAGGUGUUUGACAUUGCGGAUGACAAAGUUUUUAACAAUAGUAAUAAAAAAAUUCUCUUUAAAAAAAUUCAAAAACAAAUAUCACCUCAACUGCGGCGGAGAAAGGAAGAGAUACGCAAAAGUGUCGUACAAGAAGUCGCUAAAAAGAUUUUUCCAUCAAGUUUUCAAAAUGAGAUGCAUAUGGCUGAAAAUUUAAUGAAGUUGUCACCUGUACAAAUAUUUAAUACAGCUCUCUAUUGGGGUGUUAUUACUUCUAAAGCCAAUUCUGAAAAUAAUGAAAAAAUUAAUGACAAACAUAAUAAAGUUUUACCGCCAUCAAGAAGAGUAAUGUUAACCAGAGAAGAUCAAAGGUUUAAGCUUCCAUAUUUUAUGACGUCAUUAGGUAAUGAAGAAAACAAUAUUAACUUUUGGAUUCGCAAAGAAAAUGCAAAGGAGCCUAUAGGGGAUAAUGCAAGCAAGAUUCAAAUAAACAAUACUCUUGGUGAAUAUGAUGCGCAUAUGGUUCUUGAGCAGAAAAACCUUAGCGAAAAAAUAAAUGAAAUUACUCAAACAAGUGAAAAUGUAUUUAAGACUUUCAUCGAUAGUUAAAGUGGUUGAUAAAAAAAUGACUUAAAAUCCGUUCAAUAUUAUGAAAACAUGAAGAAAUACGGUGGAAAUGACAUUUAUUUGCAAUAAACAAAUUUAUAUGUAAUUAUGAAAUUAAUAACACUUUUUAUUAUGAACGACUAUUUGAGUUUAAA
This is a messenger RNA of Hydra vulgaris (swiftwater hydra), 1070 nucleotides long. RefSeq lists its product as uncharacterized. Lineage: Eukaryota; Metazoa; Cnidaria; Hydrozoa; Anthoathecata; Hydridae. The record is from RefSeq and is a predicted model, not a curated record.